AAAAGAUAAAGAAUCUUCUAGUCGAGUCAGUUUGACAGGGACAUAAAUCGAAGUCAAAAUGUAUGUGUAUGUCGCACUCCACCCUUUUGAAGGUUAGAGUCAAAGUGGGACAAGGAACAACGAGCAUCAGUUAACCAGCUAAUUCAGCAACCAACUAAAACAAUAGCUAAUGUUUACUAGACAACUCCGUAGCAAUUUGAUCAAAUCAGUCAAUAUGUCUAGAUUCUCAUCAACCAUCACUCCAGUCCAAACCGCAACUGCCCCACCACCAGCUGCUUCGUAUUCUCAAGCCAUUAAAGUUAAUGGUUUCAUCUACGUAUCCGGUCAAAUUCCUUACACCCCACAAAACAAGCCAUUACCAGGUAAUCCAACCAUUGAGGAACAAGCUGAACAAGUAAUUCAAAAUGUUUCUAAUAUCUUAGAAGCUUCCAAUUCCUCCUUAAAACACAUUGUUAAGGCCAAUAUCUUCUUAACUGAUAUGAAGAAUCAAUUUGCUGCCUUCAACUCCGUUUACGGUAAGUACUUUAAUGAACAUAAACCAGCUAGAUCAUGUGUUGCCGUUAAGGAAUUGCCUUUAGGAGUUGAUUUAGAAAUGGAAGUAGUUGCCAUUGAAAAGAGUGAAAAUAAAUUAUAGAGAUAUAUCUCUGUUUGAAGCUCAAAUGGUUCCAUUCGUAAAUUAGAUAUUCUAAAUAUACAACUACUAUAAAGAUUAUUAUAGUACGUAACCACACUACGUAGAAAUUUACUAAAUAUUAUCGAAU
Messenger RNA from Scheffersomyces amazonensis, 761 nucleotides. RefSeq names its product isoleucine biosynthesis protein (gene MMD1). The transcript is spliced from 3 exons. Gene Ontology annotation, cellular component: mitochondrion; cytosol. The coding region runs from base 170 to 634 and encodes 154 amino acids. Lineage: Eukaryota; Fungi; Ascomycota; Pichiomycetes; Serinales; Debaryomycetaceae. The record is from RefSeq and is a predicted model, not a curated record. Gene Ontology annotation, molecular function: deaminase activity.